This is a messenger RNA of Helianthus annuus (common sunflower), 600 nucleotides long. Its product is annotated as NAC domain containing protein 52-like. The transcript has 4 exons. The coding region runs from base 31 to 600 and encodes 189 amino acids. Gene Ontology annotation, molecular function: DNA binding. NCBI's taxonomy places the organism in Eukaryota, Viridiplantae, Streptophyta, Magnoliopsida, Asterales, Asteraceae. Gene Ontology annotation, biological process: regulation of DNA-templated transcription. The record is from RefSeq and is a predicted model, not a curated record.
GAUUUUGUUAAUCUUAGGGGAGAGGCUGCAAUGUGUCCAUCAUGCGUUCCACUUGCAGCCGAAAAUGAAUAUUGGACGGAUGAGACAAUCUGUAUGUCCUUAUUCAACUUCAAAAGCGGGGAACCUCUACCCUUAAAUGUAACUUCAGACGUAAAUCCAUACCAACAUAAACCCUCAGAUCUACCUGCUGGUUUAUGGUACUUGUGCUCUGGGGUAAAAACGGAUGCAGAGUGUGGAUUCUGGCAGGAAACCGAGGCGGCUUGUGAGAUAUUUUCUAAUUCUGCCAUCCUUGUUUUGAGAACUACCCUUCAAUUUCACGAGGGGCGGGCCCCACAUGGACGAAAGACUGAGUGGGUGAUGCAAGAAUAUAGAAUAACCAACAAGUAUGACAAUGAUCCGAUGGAUCUUAGAGCAUUAUGCAGAGUGUUUUUGGCUGAUGAAAAUAGACCACCCUCUGGGCACUGCACUGCUGAUAUUAACGUCAAAAUCUCUGUAAACUUCAAGCCAAAAGCAGUUUCCGCCAGUGACCCGAAAUCUCCGGGUCAUUUUCUUGAAAACUCAUCCAAACGGGAUUUUCAUCCGAUUCAAGUGGUUUGUUGA